GUUGCGAUGCUUUCAGAUGGUGAAUUACCAUUGAACGAAUUGGGAUUGCAAUGUUCAAAGUUUAUGCAGCAUAUCAGACGGUGUUUUAACUUAAAUAAAUUGGAAUUUAUCCAAACAUGUUCUACCUAAGGUUUUUGGUUGGAUCAAUACUUCUGUGCAUAGUGCUUGUGUCAGAUUUAGAUGCAAGACAAAUGUCACUUGAAGAAGAUUUCACCGUUUUGAUUGACUACGAAAAGUAUCAAGAACAUGUUCAACCAUGGCGACAUCAAAGACAACUAAAUGCUUCGAAUCAUACUCAACCAUUGAAUCUACAGCAAGUCCAACAAAAGCGGAACGAUUCUGACGAAUGCAAUGGUAGCAAUGAAUGUGAAACAAAAGUGUGUGACGAUCCUGAGAAUGAAGUGUAUCAAGAAUGUGGUAGCAAAUGUGUGUUGGGAUGCCGAUAUGCAUCAAUAUCGUCAGGGUUUAGUUUUACAAUAUCAAAGCAUGAUUGUGAGAAAAAUGAUUGUGUCGAAGGAUGUUUCUGUAAAACAGGCUUGGUCAGACAUCAAACUAAAUGUAUUCCGGCAUCAGAGUGUCCAGUUCGAAAAUGUAAUCAUCGCUAUGAAGUAUAUAUGUGUGGACCAGCCGCGCCCAUUACUUGUGAUAAUGCGUUACGUGAAGAUGAAAUAAGCGAGUUAACACGGCACGUGGAAUGUGUUUGGGGAUGUUUCUGUGCACAAGGAUACUUGAGGAACAAUUACAAUGGAAAAUGUGUGCCAGAGCAAGAGUGUCGAAACACCAAAUCUGUGGAUAUUUCUCCGCAGAUACCAGGCCUAUUCAAACAUAUAACCGGCGGUGGAAGCGGAUGCGGCCCAAAAGGAUGUGGAUCUAAUCAUCAUUCAUCAUCAUCAUCAUCAUCUUCAUCAUCUGAAGAAAAUGAAUGUGGGCCGACCGGUUGUGGCUCAACUGAGUCGCACGAAAUCGGAUGUGGAUCAAAUGGUUGCGACAAUGAAGGUCAGUGGAACAACGGCAAUCGUCGUCGUCCAAUUGACAAUCGAUGGCAAAGUGGACCAGCUCCAGUAAUUCAUGUUCACAAAUGGAACGGAACAUGCAUUGGCACUAAUGUAUGUACGGGAGCGGAUUCAGGCAGUGGUAAUCGUGGGACAGGUUCAGUGAAUUCAGACACACCAUUAACAACAGUUACACUUCAAAAUGGAACAACAAUCACCAGUCCGGCUGGCUCAGAAGCAACAGUUAAUCUUGAUGCAAUCCAAACAGGAUCUGAUAUAGCUGAUGAAGAAGAGGAAGAAUAUGAUGAUGAAGAUUAUGAGCAUGAUACGGUCGAAGAAGAUGAUGAUGAUGAUACGGAUAUGCCGAUGGAAACACGGCCACAGAUUCCGGAUAGCUUUGCAACUGCUAUUAUCAAUGCGAUUGCAGAAAGUCAAAAACCGUCAAGCAAUAAACCACAAAAUGAUAAUAGCAAGCCACAAAGCGUACCAUCUGUUGAAAUUAUGAAUGGAAAUCCCACAAACACUAAACCUCAAAUAAUGCCAGUGCCCUCUUUGAAUGUGAACACACCGAUUAACAAUGCUCCGAGUGGUCAGUCAACACACACACCGAUGAGCAAUGGUAAUAAUUUUAUGCCAAGACCACCGCAAUUGGCAGCGAUAUCAUUUCCGAAUUAUCAAUUACCAAAUAAUGCCAUCCAAAAUCCAAUUACAAAUCCAUUUGGACAAUUUAAUUAUCCAAUUACACCGAAUUUAAUUUAUAAUCCAAACAUUGCUCAGAAUAUGCAACAGUUUACAUCUCCUUUCUUUGGAGCUGUCCAAAAACAACAACAACAAGCAUUUGUUCCGCCAAAUUUCUUCAAUCGCCCGAUGAUUCCAAAUCGCAUUCAAAUCGCAAAUGCUCCAACUGAAAAUAAAUACAAAGUUGAGACCGAAUACGAUUCGGUUGAGGAGCAAGAAUCUGAAGAAUAUGAAAAGGAUACUGCAUCGAAAAAAACCGAAAUGAAAGUUCCAUUAAAUAAUCAACAACCAUUCAUUAAUUUAUUCAAUCCAAAUCAAUACGUUCCAAAUCAAUAUCAAAUUAAUCCAAACCAGUUCAAUCCCUAUCACUUCAACCCAAAUCAAUUCCAGCCAAAUCCAUUCUACAUAAACAAUUUACCAAAUGGGUAUCCAACUCACUUUUCAUCGCCAAAUGUACAAUUCAAUCCGUUUAGCAAUAAUAAUCCAUUCAACGCACAAAGUACAAAUGCUCCUCUAAAUCAGGCUAAUCUAAACUAUAGCCCUCAUAUGAACAAACAGGGUAAUCCAAUUUCUCAAAAACAAAAGAAAAAACCACAUAAAAAACAACAAAGUACGGGUGAAAAACAGACACCAGCUAACCAAUUUAAUACGUUUAACCGAAAAAUCCGACCAUUUUCCGAUAAACCAGAUGCUGACGAAAAAAUUGAAUCUCAUAUUAAUGGUGAACAAAUGACCGAAAAAUCCAACGAUAAAAUUCCAGACAGCGAAAGUUUUCAAGCCAAAGAAGUUCACUUGGAAACUGAAUCGACCAUUUUGAUCGAUGCGAAGAAAUUUUUGGAAAUUUUCAAAAAAUCAAAUGAAACCACUGUUUGUGAUGAGAAUGAAGAGUAUUUAGAAUGUGGUAAAAAGUGUAUGUUGAGCUGUCGAUACUCUGCAUCAUCGUUUGGCAUUGCACUCUCCGAAGAUGAGUGUGAAAAAAAUGAAUGCGUCAAAGGAUGCUUUUGUAAAGAUGGUUUGGUACGACAAAGAGAUAAAUGUGUACCUGUGGCAGAGUGUUCAUCUCGUCAAAGCCGAGCUUUUGAGAUUAAUGAAUUUCCACAGUUCAAUCAAGGAUUAAAGAUUUUUGGAUUGUUCCGGCCACAACAACCAGGCUGCCCUUUCGGUGGAUGUAAUCCAACUAAUUUACCAGCAAACAUUCACAUUCAUAAUCACAAUGCAGCUGAAACCGGUGAGGAGUAUGAAGACGACGAUUGCCAUGGGAAACAUUGUGGCGGAGGACAUGGUGGAAAUGGUGGUCAUGGUGGCCAUGGAGGAAGUGGUGGCGGAGCAUCAAACAACAACAACGACGAUAAUAACAAUAAUAAUAAUAAUAACAACAACAAUAACCCAAUAAAUAACUUCUUUGGCACAUCAGGUGGUGGAAAUGCAGGAGAAGACCAUCAUCACCAUUAUCAUGGACAUGGAGACGGUCCAGGUUGGCUUGGAAACGGUGGCCCAGGAUUUGGAUAUAAUCCAGGUGGUCCGGGCUUCGGAUGGCCAGGAUAUAAUGGAAACGGUUGGUGGGGCAAUGGAUAUGGAAAUAAUCCGUUCUACUAUCCAUGGGGUUUUGUGAGUUACACACCAACUGCCAUAUUCGUUAAUGUGAAUGGCAUAACAUACGCUGUGCCCAAUACGGGCGGAAUCCUUACCAACACCGGUACCAUUACUUUUAAUUCUGGCGGAAUCCAAACGAUCACUUAUCCAUGGGGAAGCACAACAACUAAUACAAACACAGGCACUCAAACGAUAACACUUCCAACAAACGGUGGUUUUAUUACAAUUAAUAUUGACAGAAAUGGUACUGUGACAGGGUCAACUACCACAAUUGGUGGAAUUACAGUGCCUGGAAUUAAUUUGCCUGGCAUAGGCGGAACGACGGGGGGUACAAUAGGUUUGCCUGGAAUUGGGGGAACGAUUGGACUGCCUGGAACUGGUGGCACAAUAGGUUUGCCUGGAAUUGGGGGAACUAUUGGACUGCCUGGAAUUGGUGGCACAAUAGGUGGAACGACAGGGGGUUCAAUAGGUUUGCCUGGAAUUGGGGGCACAAUUGGUUUACCCGGUAUAAAUACUGGAAUUCGAACACCGAUCGGUGGCAUUACGGCCGGCACUAAUGGGGUUAGUGCCAAUAUUCCAGGAGUUUCGGCAGGAGUUACACCUGGAACGUCAGGAAGUGGUAUAAAUGCUGGAAUUCAAACACCAAUUGGUGGCAUUACAGCCGGAACUAAUGGAGUUAGUGUCAACAUCCCAGGACUCGGAUCAAUUGGUACAAAUGACGAAAUUACAGAAGAUGAUGAAUCAGAGUUGGAUACAAAACCAACGCAGCAAACCGAUGAUCAUCAAACCUCUGCUAAUAAAAAGCCCGCAACAAAUCAAUAUUCAGCGCCAAUGCAUCAAACCGAAAAUCCACCAACUAAUGCCGAUAAACUACAAAGCCAAAUGAUGAAAGAGGAUGUCGUUCAGAACGCAAGCAUGCAUCCUGAUGAUAAAAAGCCCGCAACAAAUCCAUAUUCACAGCCAAUGCAACAAACUGAAAAUCAUUCAAUCCCUGUCAAUAAACCACAGAACCAAAUGUCUGAAGAAAAUGCCAUUCAAAGCACAAAUAUGAUGCCACAUGAAAAUCAACCUACAACAGAUCAAUAUCCAGGUAUCAUGAGUUCGAAUGGAGCUACUCCAUUUGUGAUUAUUCCUGUUAGUUUCUAUACACCACCAUCUUCGAGUGGAAAUACUUCAAAGCCCAAUAAACCAUCAAAGAAGAAACCAUCCAAGAAAAAGCCGACUUCAAAUCAACCAACUUCACAAUACAGUGUAACUAUCAAUGGAACCCCAAUCAAAAAAGAUCAACCUUCAGUUUCAAGUUCAACAUAUCCAUCGAAGCCAACUUCAUACAAUCCAUCAUCAGAUUAUAUGAAUUAUUUAAAUAGUCAAUUCCAAAGUCAAAACUAUCCAAAUUUCCAAAACUAUCAGAAUUACCAAAAUCAGCCACAUAUGAGCGUCGGUCCAUCGCCGUAUAACAACCAAUAUAAUGACUGGAAUCCUCAAUAUACAAGGCCAAAUGCCCAAUAUAAUCAAUUCAAUCCAUACAGCAGCCCAUUCAAUGCUCCAAAUGAUUUUUCAAUGUCGAAUCAAGGCAACCCCAAUUACAAUAUGCCAACCAACGCACAAAACGGAUUCAUGCAUCAAAAUCCAGCACUUAAUGGUUACAAUCCAUCACGUCAGUUCAAUAGACACCUUUCACUAUAGAACUAUUAAAAACAUGCCAUAAGGACUCAGGGGAAUGAGGACAAUACAACCAAAAUUUAGAAUAAAGAAUUACAAAAAUUAACACUAAAACCAAAAACGAAAUUCAGUGUUUCUAUAACAUGCAUAUAACGCAAUACAAAAUACAAUCAAAAUUUGUGUAGUAUUUUUUUUUUUGUAUAGCUUUAAUAAAGAAUAAUAAUAAAUAAAUCAUUCUACUCUAA
Molecule: messenger RNA, 5230 nt
Organism: Contarinia nasturtii (swede midge)
Lineage: Eukaryota; Metazoa; Arthropoda; Insecta; Diptera; Cecidomyiidae
Exons: 21
Coding region: 117-5009 (1630 amino acids)
Source: RefSeq, a predicted model, not a curated record